Molecule: messenger RNA, 973 nt
Organism: Suillus discolor
Lineage: Eukaryota; Fungi; Basidiomycota; Agaricomycetes; Boletales; Suillaceae
Exons: 3
Source: RefSeq, a predicted model, not a curated record
CUCUGAGACGCCGGAAAUUGGCCAUCGGCCAUUGGUGUCUUAUCAUCCAAUGAAUUUGUAGCAUUGGGGAAAUACUAUAAUUCACCACAUGUCUCAUCUGCGUUGUCAGUGGAGAUCAGGGCAUUCUGUGAGCUUAGUCGAAUGCUAAGCAGUAGAGAGGUAUCUUCAAAUGUCGUGGGAUGAGCCAUUCGGUGAGUGACUCGCUUCUUGUUCAUGCACAUAUACUAACAUCUCGUAAAUAUAUCCUUCCAACCCGUGCGUGGUGUUCAACCUUACAUCACACUCGUGGUUUCCGUUAUACAUGCUUGCGACCAUCAAAACAGCGCACUGUUUGAUACUGCGAAGUCGCUUGACACACGGAUGCAGGCCACGCACAAUUUGCCAAAUACGUGGCGAGCAAGAAAGUCCCACCUGAACGAUCCUGUAGAGCAUUUUCAGUUGAUUCUGGACCAGUGUCCGGUCAGCCAUCCCGACCACGCGACGGCUCUCACCAACCUUGCGUAUGCGCGCCUUCAAGGGUAUAUUCGCACUUCAAACAUCGACUUCACCACUUUCCUCUGCCGCGAUACCCUUGCAUUGCGUCGCAGGACCGUCAAUUUGCUCGUGCUCAGUUUACUAGAUUUGGGCUGCUCCAGUUUCGUUUCUGGUUUGCAAGUCAAAGAAUGGUGUGCGUGCGUCCCAGACAAAACAAGCCGAGGCUUCAAGGAAGGACUCUGGAAACUCGGGUCUGGCAACAAUCCUGUCUCGAGGAAAGGGAUGAUAUCGGCGAGUGUGGCGCAAUUGCAAAGCUUGACCAGAAUCCAGAUAACGAUUAUGAACACUAAACAUCGACAAGUUCCUAUCGAGCCACAUUGGAUAGCCUCAAUAUGUAGCUAGCGCCUUGAGUUCAUAGCUUCAUUGAGCCUAUCUCUUGCUCACGUAACAUGUAAUGUCUCCGUCAAUGUAUUCUUACUUCUUGCAAAUACUAUGGGGC